AUGGCUCAAGAAUUAGCUAUGGCUGUUGGCACUGAAGUUGUAAAAGAGGCUACAUCAGAUAUAUAUGGUUUGCUUAAACAGCAGAUCUCUUAUGUGUUCAAGUACCAGAACUACAUCAACGGCCUCAAGAAUCAAGUUCAAGAGGUCAGAUAUAAAAGAGAAAUGGUGCAGAGACCUGUAGAGUCUGCUGAAAGACGAGGGGAAGAGAUUUAUGAAGUUGUUACAAAAUGGUUGAGUGACGUGGAUGAGUUCACUGAAGGGGUAGCAAAAUCCAUCAUUGAGGAUGAAGAUAAAGCUUACAAGGGCUGUUGUUUCAAACUGGGGUCAUGUCCUAAUUUGAUUCAACGUUACAGGCUUGGCAAAAAAGCAAUGAAGGCCAAAAUGGAUGGCACCGAUCUCUGUGGAAAGGGGGACUUCAGUAGUGUUUCCUACCUUCCUCCUCUACAGAAGACAAAAUCCAUGUAUGUUGGAAGCUACGAGGCCUUUGAUUCUAGAAAGCAAGUUUUGCAGGAAAUUAUCAACACAUUGAAGGAUGCUAAUGUUAACAUGAUUGGGGUGUACGGGAUGGGAGGUGUGGGCAAAACCACACUGGUGAAACAAGUAGCUUGGCUGACCAAAGAAAACAAGUUAUUUGAUGAGGUGGCUGUGGCUGAGGUAACACAAAACCCAGACUACAAAAAAAUUCAAGAACAAAUUGCUUUUGAUUUAGGCCUGGAAUUUGGGCAGGAGAGUGAAUAUCAGAGAGCUGGUUUACAACGAAAUAGGAUAAAGAAGGAGAAGAAUGUACUUGUAAUAUUCGAUAAUAUUUGGACGAAAGUCGACUUAGAUGCAAUUGGAAUUCCUUUCAGGGGAGCUGAGAAACAAGGAAAAGAUGACAAGAUAAGGCGAUGCACGGUAUUGCUAACUUCUAGAAAUCUGGAUGUAUUAUACAAAGAUAUGAACACUCAGAAGAACAUCUCUAUUCGUCCUUUAUCUUUUGGAGACUCAUGGAAUUUGUUUCGAAAGAUGGUGGGUGAUUCUGCAGAAAGCCCUGAUUUUCAUCCUGUAGCAAUUCAGAUAGUUACAAAAUGUGCAGGUCUACCGGUUGCAAUUUCAACAAUUGCAAAUGCAUUGAAAAAUGAGAGUCUUCACGCUUGGAAAGACGUCUCUGCUCAACUAAACAGGUCCAAUCCAAGAUGCAUUCUAGAUAUGGAUGAAACUUUGUACUCUACUAUAGAACUAAGUUACAAUUUUUUGAAAAAUGAGGAAGCAAAAACACUGUUUCUUCUUUGUGCUCUAAAAGAUGCAGGCAAUAAUAUGUUCAUUGAUGACUUAUUGAAAUAUACUGUGGGUUGGAGUUUGUUUCGAGAUGUUUAUACAUUGGAAGAAGGAAGGAAUAGAUUGCAUAGGUUGAUAGAUCAUCUGAAAGCUUCUUGUUUAUUGUUGGAUGACGAUGACGACGCAGUUAAAAUGCAUGACAUUAUUCAUGCUGUUGCUAUAUUGAUUGCAGCAACAGAUAAGUUAAUGUUUAAUAUUCAAAAUGUCAAUACCUUGAAGGAAGUACUGGAGAAGAAAAAAGAUUCAACUGCUAUAGUUGUGCCGUCUGGAGAUAUUUAUGAUGAGCUUCCCGAAAAGUUGGAUUGUCCAAAACUCAAGUUCUUUUUUCUAGAUAUGAAUAACAAAAAUCUACAAAUCCCAUAUGUCUUUUUCGAAGGAAUGAAAGAAAUCAAAGUUUUAGAUUUGACUAGAAUGCAUCUCUUGUCAUUACCUUCAUCACUUGAUUGCCUAAAGAACAUUCGAACAUUGUGUUUGGAUGGGUGCCAGCUAGAAGAUGUAGCAAUAGUUGGAGAACUAAAGACAUUAGAGAUCCUUAGCUUUCUGCGAUCUGAUAUCGAGCAGUUGCCUGGAGAAAUCAGACAGUUGACUCAGUUGAAGUUGUUAGAUUUGAGCCAUUGUUUAAACCUUAGACAAAUUGCACCAAAUGUCAUCUCCUGCUUGUCUCAAUUAGAAGAGCUAUAUAUGGGCAAUAGCUUUGUUCAAUGGGAGGUUGAAGGAGUCGAUAAUCAAGGACGAAGAAAUGCUAGUCUUGGAGAGUUAAAACGAUUGUCUAACCUAACAGCUUUACAUCUUCAUAUUCAGGAUGCUGGAGUUAUGCCACGAGACUUGUUCUUUAAGAAGUUGAAAAGUUAUAAGAUAUUUAUAGGAGAUAAAUGGAAGUGGUCCCAUAAAUAUGACCUUUCAACUUCAAGAAUGCUCAAACUUAGGAUCAACAAUAGUACUUGUUUGGGGCCUGGGAUUAAAGCUUUGUUGAAGAUGACUGAAGAUCUUUCUCUAGAGGAAAUGAAUGGUGUUAGAAAUGUUCUUUAUGAACUCGAUAUGGAUGGUUUUCCACAUUUGAAGCAUCUGCUUGUAAAAGAUUGUCUCGAGCUUUUAUAUAUCAUUAAGUCAGAUUGGAGUAUCUCUUUGUAUCCUCCAUGGCAAAAAACCUUACUCAGCUACAAGAAAUUGAAGUGA
Messenger RNA from Pistacia vera, 2493 nucleotides. Its product is annotated as disease resistance protein At4g27190-like. Gene Ontology annotation, molecular function: ADP binding. Lineage: Eukaryota; Viridiplantae; Streptophyta; Magnoliopsida; Sapindales; Anacardiaceae. The record is from RefSeq and is a predicted model, not a curated record. The transcript has 2 exons. Bases 1 to 2493 code for a protein of 830 amino acids.